AUGGCGACUGGGCCAACUACCGACCCUGCCUUACAAAGUCCUGCAUAUGAACUUGCCAUCGCUUCAUUUGUUGCUUUCAACAUUUUAGCUCUGAUUGGGAAUAGUCUGAUCCUAAAAAUUGUGCCAAAGAUUCCCUCCGACGCCAUGUUCGAUUCGACUAAGGUGUGUUUAAUGGGCCAGGCUGUUACGGAUGCGGUGUUUGCGUUUAUGUCUGUUAGCAACCUCGUUACUGAAUUGAUCGGCGAGUCAACGGGGUGGACUACCGGGCGAGAGCCGUUAUGUCGAGCGUUUGGAUUUGUUGUUUCUUCGCUGACAGGUGCGAGUAUAUGGAAUGUCGCUCUUUUGAACACAGAGCGCUAUCUCUUUAUCGCGCGGCCAAUGCUCUAUCGCCGCAUAGCUACUCGCAAUCUUACGCUAUCAGCAUACGUCGUUUUCGCAAUAGUCCACCUCGCACUUACGUUACUCUUCGUAUUCAUAAACGAUGAAUCCCUUCACAUCAUUAGGAUCGAAUCUUUCAAAGUAUGCGUUAUCGAUUUACGAGAUCCUUCAUUUUUACCAUAUACAUUUUGCAUUUUUGUACACUUGUGGGUAAUUGCCGUCUGCCUGGUAAUUCAAUACGUCCACAUCAUCAAGAUCUCUGUUAAUCAUCUCAAUCGAAUCCAACCACGUCUAAAUCAGAUGCACCGACCAGCUGUUAUUGCUGUUAUGUCUGCCACGACGAGUAAAGAAGGAGUACAAAAUGGCGUCGGCGAUGGCAUCGAGGAAUCGGCCUGUUGCUCUUCGCAGGAGCCACCACCUACCAUCGUGAACGCAGCCGAGAGGUCGGGGGAGCCGCGAAGUCAGGCCGAGGCAUCACCCUUACUAAAGAACCUGAGGAUCCUUCGCACUCCGUUCAUCAUCAUGUGCUGUUUCUUUUGCUCCUAUCUGCCUUUAUCCUUCAUGAGCGUCUACGUUGCUUUGACCGGCAACAACAUUAACAAUUUAGUCUAUGCUUUUUGUUCAAUGCUUGUUACUUUCAAUGGCGGGAUGAACAUCGUCGUCUACUAUUUUACCAUUCAACCUUUUAGGCAAGUACUGAAAAACACGCUGCUCUGUCGCUGA
This is a messenger RNA of Lytechinus pictus (painted urchin), 1101 nucleotides long. Its product is annotated as G-protein coupled receptor 84-like. The transcript has a single exon. Gene Ontology annotation, biological process: G protein-coupled receptor signaling pathway. NCBI's taxonomy places the organism in Eukaryota, Metazoa, Echinodermata, Echinoidea, Temnopleuroida, Toxopneustidae. The coding region runs from base 1 to 1101 and encodes 366 amino acids. Gene Ontology annotation, molecular function: G protein-coupled receptor activity. Gene Ontology annotation, cellular component: membrane. The record is from RefSeq and is a predicted model, not a curated record.